Messenger RNA from Ogataea philodendri, 726 nucleotides. RefSeq lists its product as uncharacterized. Gene Ontology annotation, molecular function: oxidoreductase activity, acting on the CH-OH group of donors, NAD or NADP as acceptor. Bases 1 to 726 code for a protein of 241 amino acids. The record is from RefSeq and is a predicted model, not a curated record. NCBI's taxonomy places the organism in Eukaryota, Fungi, Ascomycota, Pichiomycetes, Pichiales, Pichiaceae. The transcript has a single exon.
AUGCCUACCUAUUUUAUUGCCGGGGCCUCCAGAGGAAUUGGCCUUGAGCUUGCGAAGCAGCUCAGUGACGACCAGAAUAACACUGUGAUUGCUUCCUACCGUUCAUCUGCUCCUGAAUUGCUUGAACUGGCCAAGAAGUCAAACGUCAGUACCGUUGUGUUGGACGUUGAUGAUCAGUCUUCGAUCGAAAAGCUUCCAGAACAGCUGGGUGAUAUUGCUAUUGACGUUGCUAUCAUGAAUGCAGGUAUUGCCAGGUCUUUUUCACCUGUGGCCAACACUCCAAGGCACCAGUGGAUCGAUCACUUUGUCACCAAUGCAGUUGGACCAGCAAUGGUAUUUCAGCAAAUCCAGUCUCUUGUUGAGAAAGCACCUAGCCCAAAAGCUUACUUUGUGUCGACUGCUGCAGGCUCAAUUCAAACUUCUCUUCCGGUCUCUACUAGUGCUUAUGGGGCUUCGAAGGCAGCAUUGAAUUUCAUCGUUCGCAAACUCAGUGAGGAGGUUCCAAAGAUUACUUUUGUUGCUCUUCACCCCGGUAUGGUUGCAACAGACAUGGGUAUGUUUGCAGUGGAUAUACUGUCAGCAGGAAAUGAUGAGAUUAAAUCGAUGCUCGAAGGUGUUAGCAUUACACCCGAGCUCAGUGCUUCCCAGAUCAUUGCUGCUAUCAAUGCGCCUAUUAAGUCGGGUCGCUUCAUUAGAGUUGAUGAUCGAUUGGACAUUCCGUUCUGA